GCCUUGCCACUAACAGGCUACGAGAGGUUAAGAGACUACAGCUCCCAGGAUGUACGGUGAUGGCACUCGUUUGGACUCCUCCCCUCUGCGCGUCUAGAGCGGUUCCCGAUACGGAGGGGAUCCUGGCUGUUCCCAAGUCUUGCCUUCCUGCGGGGAGCCAGCGUGGCCCGGGCAGCUGAUCUCAACCUGUGAUUGUGACAUCACCCCUACCUGAGGAAGCCUUUCCCAGCCUGCUCAAGGUUGCCGUAGUUAGGUUUACCCUCCCUUCCUUCCCUCACCCCGUCCUUUCCCUCAUCCCUGCCCCUUCCUCUGUCCCACGCGGCUUUCAGACAUGCAUAGUGCAGCACCUCCAUAGUGCAGCCCCUCUGUAAAGGUGGAGCUAGUGGCCCGCGGGCCUACCAGUUGUCAGGCCUUUUGGGAGCCCAUGAUGGGAGCUCUCUGAUUAAUUCAUACUGUACAUUUCUGAAAUUGAAGUAUGCACAGCUUCAAUUCCAUGCAGGGAGGAUGCAAUAGGAGAGAAUAUCCUGGGCACAUCUUUUUGGAGAAUCAGUUUUACUACAAGAUUUGUAAGAAACAAAUUUAUUUCCAAGAGUGGCCAACUUGGGUGUCUUCACAUGCCAGGGUCAAGGACAAGGUGCGCAGCUACAGACGAAGAGGCGGCCUCUUCAAUAUGGCGGGGCCUUUGUCUCCUACCUCCCGGGCUCUGAGCCCAGUUCCCGUCUCCACUGUUCCAUCGCCUCCGCUCCUGGAGCUCCUCGGUGACUCUACCGUAGCUUCUGUUAUCCCGUGAUCUGCAGGUACUGGGAGAUCCAUAGGGAGGACGGCGGAACAUCCGGAGGCUGGGAAAUGGGAGUGUUGACAUUCAGGGAUGUGGCCAUAGAAUUCUCCCCAGAAGAGUGGGAAUGCCUGGACUCUGCUCAGCAGUGUUUGUAUAGGGAUGUGAUGUUAGAGAACUACAGAAACCUGGUCUCCUUGGGUCUUGCUAUCUUUAAGCCAGACUUGAUGACCUGUCUGGAGCAAAGAAAAGAGCCCUGGAAAGUGAAGAGACAGAAGGCAGUAGUCAAACACCCAGCUGGCUCUUUUCAUUUUACUGCAGAGAUAUUGCCGGAGCAUGACAUAAAAGAUUCAUUUCAAAAAGUGAUUCUGAGAAAAUAUGGAAGCUGUGACCUUAAUAAUUUACAUUUAAAGAAAGACAACCAAAGUGUGGGUAAUUGCAAAGGGCAGAAAAGCAGUUAUAAUGGCCUUCAUCAAUGUUUUUCAAUUACCCAUAGCAAAACCUGUCAAUGUAAUAAAUUUGGCAGAGAUUGUCAGUUGUGCUCAAUCUUAAUGGAAAAUCAGGAAAUUUUUAGCACAGAGAAAUGCUACAAAUGUGAAGAAUGUGGCAAAGACUGUAGGUUCUCAGAUUUUACUAGACAUAAGAAAGUUCAUACUGCAGAGAGAUGCUACAAAUGUGAAGAAUGUGGCAAAGCCUUUAAAAAGUUUUCAAACCUUACUGAACAUAAGAGAGUUCAUACUGGAGAGAAACCUUACAAAUGUGAAGGAUGUGGCAAAACCUUUACCUGCUCCUCAACCCUUGUUAAACACAAGAGAAAUCAUACUGGAGACAGACCCUACAAAUGUGAAGAAUGUGGCAAAGCCUUUAAGUGCUUCUCAGACCUUACUAAUCAUAAGAGAAUUCAUACUGGAGAGAAACCCUACAAAUGUGAAGAAUGUAACAAAGCCUAUAGGUGGUUCUCAGACCUUGCUAAACAUAAGAUAAUUCAUACUGGAGAGAAACCCUACAAAUGUAAUGAAUGUGGAAAAGCUUUUAAGUGGUUCUCGGCCCUUAGUAAACAUAAGAGAAUUCAUACUGGAGAGAAGCCCUACAUCUGUGAAGAAUGUGGCAAAGCCUUUACCCGCUCCUCAACCCUUUUUAACCACAAGAGAAUUCAUAUGGAAGAGAGACCUUACAAAUGUGAAGAAUGCGGCAAGACCUUCAAGUGCUUCUCAGACCUGACUAAUCAUAAGAGAAUUCACACUGGAGAGAAACCCUACAAAUGUGAAGAAUGUGGCAAAGCAUCGAGCUGGUUCUCACACCUCAUCAGACAUAAGAGAAUUCAUACUAGAGAGAAGCUCCACAAGUGUUAAAAAUGUGGAAAAGCCUUUAACAAGUCCUCAUACCGUUUUCAACAUCUGAAAUUUAAUACUGAACAAAUGCAGUAUAAAUGUAAUAACGAUGGAAGAACAUUUAUCAUCUUAGAGGGUCUCUAAGAACUUUAUGUGUUGCUUAUUAUGUAAUGCCCUUCUUUUUUUUUUAAUCUAUGUUAAUUUCAAGUCUGUUUUGUCAGAAACUAGGAUUGCAACCCUUGCUUUUCCUGUUUUCUAUUUGCUUGGUAGACUUUUCUUUUUCCCCUUAUUUUGAGCUUAUUUGAGAUGGUGUCUCGAUUAAAGCAUACCGUUAGAUCUUGAUUCUUUAUUCAGCUUGCCAUCUGUGUUUUAAUUUGGUUAUUUAGCCCAUUUAUGUUUAAGGUUAGUAUUCAUAUGUGUGGAUUUGAUUCUGUUAUUAGGAUCUUAGCUGGCUAUUUUGCACAUUUGUUUAUGUGGUUGCCUUAUAGUGUCUGCAGUUUGUAUACUUUAGUGUGCUUUUGUAGUGACUGGUAAUAGUCUUUCUUAUUUAAUGCUUUCUUCAGAAGCUCUUACAAGACAGAUCUUAUGGUAACAGAUUUUCUCAGCGUUUGCUUAUCUGAAUAGGAUCAUAUAUAUUUUUUAAUUCUGAAGCUUACCUUGGUCAGAUGUGAAAUUCUGUGUUGGAAUUCUUUUUUUAAGAAUGUUGAAUAUUGGCCUCUAAUCUCUUUUGACUUGUAGGAUUUCAGCUGAAAGGUUCGUUGUUUUUCUCAUGGGCUUCUUUUAGAGGUGACCUGUCCUUUUUUUCUGUAGCUGCCUUUUAACAUAUUUUUUCUUUCAUUUUGACCUUGGAGAAUCUCAUGAUUAUGUGUCUUGAGGAUGACCUUCUCAUGGGGUAUCUUACUGGGGUUCUCCACAUUUCCUGCAUUUGAAUGUUGGCCUCUCUAGGUUAGGGAAGUUCUCAUGGAUGUUAUCCUGAAAUAUGUAUUUCAGGUUGUUUUCAUUCUCCCCAUCACUUUCAGGCAAUCUCUUGCAUCAUAGAUUUGGUUUCUUUACAUAAUCCCAUAUUUCUUAGAGGUUUUGUUCAUUCCUCUUUUUUGUUUUUUCACUAUUCUUGUCUGUCUUAUUUCAGAAAGCCAGUCUUGAAGCUCUUGAGAUUCUUUCCUCUGCUUGGCCUAUUCUGCUGUUAAUAUUUGUGAUUACAUGAUAAAGGUUUUGUAUUGUGUUUUUCAGUUCUAUCAGGUUGGCCACAUUUUUCUCUAGACUGGCUGUUUUUUCUAUCAGUUCCUGCAGUGUUUUCCCUUCCUUGCAUUGGGUUGCAACUUACUUUUGUAACUCAGUGAAGUUUGUUUCUAUCCAUAUUCUGAAUUCUACUUCUGUCAUCUUAAGCCUUGCUGGAAACGUAAUUUGGUCAUUUGGAUGAAAAAAGUCACUCUGGCUUUUUGUGUUUUUAUCUUUGCACUGAUUUUGUCUUGUCUUUGUGGGCAUAUCUUUAAGGUUGCUGACCUUUGAAUGGGUUUUUUUUUUUUUUUUUUUUGUAAUCCUAUUUGAUGGUCUUGAGUAUUUGAUUGUGGUAUAAGAUGGAUGCAGCCAACAGGCUUUGUUCCUGGGAGUUUUGUUUUGUUUUGGUGGUGGUGGGGGGCAGGCAGUGCUCAGCUCACAACUCAGAGGCUGCAUACUCUAACUCCGGGGGACUUGUAUUGAGCCCCAACUGUGUUCUCUGGCUCCUUGAGAUUUGGAGUUUGCGAUUCUGUGGAACCAAGGUGCCACAGCUGGAGCAGAGUGCUGGUGGAUAUGGGGUUUCUGCCUGUCUUUGGCAUUCACCUCACUGGCAGUAGCAAAGCAGCUGGGAGGGGAGUGGGGGAUACCUGCUGGAGACUGUGUACUGUUGCACUUAAAGGUGGUGUUGGUAUAGGGGAGGAUGCUGGCCAGUGAAAGUUUUGAUGCCUUCUCUGUGUCCCCCAAGAAGGAGUGAUUGUUCAGAGUGUGGGAAGAUACCCUAUUCUCCACACAGUGUUAGCACAAAGACAGGAGUGGAGUUUUCUGGCUCUCUGCCCACCAAAACUUCAUCUACAGUGGCAGUUGCUGGGAGUGGCAGGGGCAUAUUGCAUUUCCAUUUGCUGGUGGGGCAAGCAAAGCCAAACCUGCCUUUGCAGACAUGUGCCAGCAAAGAAAUAUGGGGAGUUGCAAUGGUCUCGGGGGAAGCUGGUAUGUGGGGAAGAAGCGUGGGCUGGUGCAGUCGUAGGGGCUGCCUUGCUGGAGCUCCUCAUGGGUCAGGCAUGGCCCACCAGUGCAGAUGCUGUGGUGUGAGCUUCCGGGGUACCUGAGACUGCCCUGUAAGCAGCUGUGGCCAGACUGGGUCCCUGGGAGAGACCAGCAGUUCAAGGAGUGCGCACUUGGACCAGCUGCUUCUGAUUUGCAAGACCAUCCUGCAGAAAUUAGGCCCAACAGUUCCCCUAGGGCUAAAGUCUCUUAUGGGAGAAAGUUGAGCCUGGAGAAAUGGCCGUCGCUGGCCACACUUGACUACAGAUGCUCUUGCACCAAAUCCUCUGGGUACCACAUGAGCUGGCUUGCUGCCCCAUCUCUUUGCUUGUCUUCUGGGGGCUGCAUCUUAGAGAGAUGUAGGUCAGCAAUCACCCAGUGCAGCCAGUCCUGGAUGGAAGAUCUGUACUUUUGGCCAAGUUAGGGGUUCACUGUCUGGUGAGGAGCAGUGGGUAGUUUGUGGGACCCAUGGAGGAUGGACUGGCCUCCUCUCCUUGGGUAAACUGCAGGUUGUUUGAGGUGUGAAUAAGGCACUUAGGAUUUUGGAUUUUUCAUGAGUCUGAGGGUGGCAAGGACAGUUGUACUGCAGAGGCCCCUGGAGGCUCUGUCCAGGGAGUUGCUAAGUUGCUACUGGCUCAAUAGCUCUGGCAAUGAUUGGCUAGUGGCCCAGGCCUGGAGAACCUGCCUCAUGAGAAUAUAUGAGAACAGGCACUCACGUAACAGUCUGACGACUUCUGAAGGGCUGCUGUAGUAUGCUGGGUGUCCACUGCAGUUUCUAGUCUCCUUGGAUGUUCCAGUACCGGAAGUUAUCACCACUGAAUGCUGCAAAACAGCAACAAUGGCAGCAUGCCCUUUUCUCUGGGAGCUGCAUCCCAGGGAGGUACAGACUUGUUUCCAACCCAAAAGCAUCUGUAGGAAGUAGCUGGAAAGCCCCUGUUGAAGGUCUUACCCAGUGAGGAAAACAUGAUUGGGGACCCCCUCAAGAAAGCAGUCUAACCGUAUUUUUGUAGGACAACUGUGCUGUUCAGAGGUACCACUUCCACCCCCAGUUUAUUUGGAUUCUCCAAAGCCAAAAGGCUGGAAGAGCUAACACACAAACAGCAAAAAUGGCAGCUCACUCUUCCUUCUAGGAACUAUAUCCCAAAGAGGUUUCAAAACUCCAUCAACCAAAGAGCGCUGGUGGUGGUAGCUGGAGACCCUCAUUGGGAAGUACUUUCCAGUGAGAAGGAAUGAAAUUGGGGACCUGCUUUAACAGGCAGUCUGGCCUUGUCUUUUUAGAGCACCUGUACUGUGCUAGGAGAUCCUUUCUGCCCCCAGUCAGCUUGGGCGCUUCAAAACCUGAAGGCUGAAAUGGCUAAGUUGCCCAAGCAGCAAAGAUGGUGGCCCACUCCUCUUUCUGGUAGCUCCAUCCCAGGGAGGUGCAGUGCUGCUACCAAUGGUUGGCUGGAAUCUAAGCCAGUAGGUCUUUCUGUGUGAGGCAUUGUAGAAGUGGGUCCUACAGACCAUCACUACUCAGCGCCCUGGAUUCUGCCACUUUCCUGUGAGUAUGUACAGGAGUGUAACCUGCUUUGCUCAAGUUGCAGCUGCUUUUUCUGGAAGCCUGGAAAGCUAGGAUCUAAAGCUCUUGAAUUUGCACAGGCCUGAGUAGCUGCUCUGCUAAGACUCCAUGUAGCUCUGUGUGUUAAACUGAAGGCCUUGGUGAAGUGGGUCCAUGAGGGUAUCUCCUCACCUGAAGGUUGCGAAGAUCUGUGGGAGAAUUGUGCGUUCCCAGGAUCACACAUGCACUCACUGCUUUACUGGGUGGGGAGGUUCCCUUGGCUCCAUGUUGUUCCCAGGUGGCCCACUGUCCUGCCUUUCUUUACUCCAUUCUCUAUAAGUUGUUUCUUUGAUUAUUCCCAAUGCAAGUACCUGGAUGUUUCAGUUGCAGGUGCUGUAUUUGUAUACACCUUGCAUUCCUCUCUAUGAGAACUACACAGUCUAGCUGCUUCUAGUCAGCAGUCUCGAUCACUUUUCUCUAAAAGGAACCUACUUUUUUAUAUUAAAAGGAUUCAAUAUUUUUUCAAAAGCAAAUAUUGAUGUAAUUUAAUUCUUACAUUUGAUGCUAUGUCUUCAUUUCUAGAAUUUAUGUGAAAACAUGGUCAAUGAUUGCUGCACCAGAGUUAUGAGAGGUUGUUCUCUGUUAGAUGGACAGAUUUAUAUACUUUCCCAUGGAAGAUUAAGUAAACUGAAAUCUAAGAUACAUGAAGAAAUCCUAAGUGGAAAGGCCACUUAGUAGUUUACAGCGGUGUCAUAAGUGACAGGAUGAUAGGAGUGUGGUAAGUGAUCAGGGUAAUAAUCUGCUUAGUAAGAGAAACAAUUUGAAUUUUAGAAGGAAAUUGCUUUACCAUUUGCAAAUUAAGGUUAUUAAAAUACAGUGAAUUUCAAAAUACCUUUUUAAUGACAACGUGUGAACUUAAUUUGUUUUAAUAAACCAAAAUUGUUGUUACUGUGUUAAGGCUAUUUUACACUGAAUAUGUAUCUUGCCACUGAUGAUAAUUUAUCCCAUCUUAACCCAAGGUUACAGGUAACAAUAUACUGUUGGGUAACAGUGGAAUAACAUCUCUGGUGAUCCCUUUGUCAGUGGUCUUUAACUUGAAAUAAUUUAGAGCAUAUGGUUUCUACAACUUACAUUUUUGUUUUGUUGUAACUACAGGUUAUUAUGAGGGUUGUAACAAAGAUUAUGAGUAUAGUGGAGCUAUAUGUUUCUGAAUUCUGAACAACAAAUUUACAAAAUUUUAUCCUACUUUUUUCUGUUGAACAUAUGACUUCUCUGGUCUGCUGAACACAUACAGACCUUUAAUUUUGUUUUACACGGAUUUAAAUGUACAAAUAUAUCACUAUGAAAUAAACUUUAGGUGUAACAGAUUUAUAGAGAAAGUAAUCAUAUUUGUUUAUGGUUAUGUACCUACUUUGAGAAGAAAAGAAAAAUAUUAGAGUGAAAUAGAUAAUUUUACAAGUGUUGAUCAGUUACCAGCAAACCAGAAACUUCAAAGAUUUUGAAAUUUGAAAGCAAAUCUAUUUUCUCUGCUGUGUAUUAAAUUCAUUUAUCUAAAA
This is a messenger RNA of Piliocolobus tephrosceles (Ugandan red Colobus), 7458 nucleotides long. RefSeq names its product zinc finger protein 736. Gene Ontology annotation, cellular component: nucleus. Gene Ontology annotation, molecular function: RNA polymerase II cis-regulatory region sequence-specific DNA binding; DNA-binding transcription factor activity, RNA polymerase II-specific. NCBI's taxonomy places the organism in Eukaryota, Metazoa, Chordata, Mammalia, Primates, Cercopithecidae. The transcript is spliced from 7 exons. Bases 847 to 2127 code for a protein of 426 amino acids. The record is from RefSeq and is a predicted model, not a curated record. Gene Ontology annotation, biological process: regulation of transcription by RNA polymerase II.